GAUGCUGCCGCAGUCCCCAAAGAGGGAAGACACGAGGAAACAGGGGAGGUGCAGCAAGCACAGAGACCGGCUCCAACGGGCUCGGGAGUGAACAAGCAGCGGCUCAAAGACAGCUCUUCCCUGGCCUGGACGUCCCCGAGCACAGCAGCAUGCCCCUCCACCGGCCCUGGCUCCUGCUGCUGGUGUGCGUGGCUCUCUCUGAUCAAAACUCUUGGAAUUUUGAGCUGCCAAGAACCCUCUAUGCCUGGGAGGGGACUUGCGUCUGGAUUCCUUGCACCUACACACUCCCAAAACUCUCCAAGCAACUGAGCAACAUUACCGUGUACCUCAACCCUGUGUACAACGAUGUCAUCAAGAGCUACACUGGGACCAUCCUGUUCAACCACACGAGGAUGGAGGAGAAGCCACCUUCCCAGGGAAAGGUGCUGUUCGUGGGAGACAAGCAGCAGAACUGCACGUUCAGCAUCCGUUGGUUGCAAGUGAACGACAGUGGGGAACUGGGGAUCAGGAUGCAGACGGAGAGUGACAAGUGGAUGGAGAAGAUCAACCUUAACAUCUCCAAAAAGCCUCUUGCUCCGCACAUCCAACUCCCCUCUGCUGACAUUCAGGAGCACCAGUUAGUCACUCUAACGUGCUCGGUGAAUUUCUCCUGCUGGGAGAACCCCAUCCAAUUGCAAUGGUCCCUGGAUGGGACUGUGGUCCAAGAGACCAUCCUUACCACCAAGUUGGUCUCCACCCAGAGCAAGCUCACCUUUACACCCCAGUGGACUCAUCAUGGGCAGAACCUGACCUGCCAACUCCAGAAUGCCACGGAACGACAUGUGCUAUCUGAGGACACGGUGCGGCUGGACGUGAAGCACGUCCCGCAGUUGAAGAUCGUCGAGAUCAGCCCCAGAAAUUCCACUGUCCUGGAGGGGGCAUCUGUGACCAUGACAUGCCAGGUCAUAAGCAGCAACCCAGACUACCAUUCCAUCUUCUGGUUCAAGAAUGAGAUGCAGCUGCCAGAGCAGAAGACACUCACGCUGACUCUGCCCAAAGUGUCUAAAGACAUGAGUGGGAAGUACCGCUGCCAGGCCUGCAAUGCAAUGGGCUUAGGAAAGUCGGAAGAAGUGACACUCAAUGUGCUGUAUGCUCCGAAAUUGUCCAAGGUUCAGAUCUCCCCCCCAGCAGUUCUGGAGGGAAAGCCGGUAGAACUGAUUUGCAUCUCCCAGGCCAAUCCUCCUCCAACCAAUUACACUUGGUAUCACAAUGCAAAAGAAAUGCCGGGAAGGACUGAAGAGAAAAUCCGGAUCCCAAAUGCUCUCCUCUUGCACGCUGGGAGUUACUCCUGCUUGGCGGAAAGCAGCCUUGGGCGGGGACAGCGUGGCCAGGAAACUAAGCUGGACAUCCAGUAUCCGCCCAAGGAGGUGACCGCAGUAAUUCAAAGCCCCACGCCCAUCCGCGAAGGAGACAGUGUGACCCUGGCCUGCAGCUACAAUUCCAGCAACCCCAGCGUCUACCGGUACGAAUGGAGGCUCCCAGGGAACAAGCCAUCAUCGUCUGAAGUGGUGACCAUCUCCAAAGUGGCCUGGGAUGCCAAGACUGUCACCUGUGCUGCCUGCAACAGCUGGUGUUCAUGGGCGCCUCUGGUGAACUUGGAUGUCCAGUAUGCCCCCAGAGAGGUGAAGGUCCGGCAGCAAGCCCAGGCUGAGAUUCGUGCUGGCCAACGUGUCACCCUGCAAUGUGAGUGUUCUGGCAGCCGCCCCCAAGAAGUGCACUUCUCCUGGAAGAAAAAUGGAAGGCCUGUGCAGGAAGGAAAAGAACUGACUUUUAACUCCAUCACCCCAGAAGAUUCUGGAAGCUACAGCUGCCUCGCCAACAACUCUGUAGGACAGAGGACAUCUGAGCCCUGGACACUCCAAGUGCUGUAUCCUCCACGUAAGCUGCAGGUGAUCAUGACCCCAGGAAACACAGUGAUGGAGGGCAAACAGGUGGUCCUGACCUGUGAGAGCGACGCCAACCCUCCCGUCUCCCACUAUGUAUGGCUUGACUGGAACAACCAAGAGUUCUACUUUGGCCAGAUGCUGAAGCUGGAGCCAACCACCAUCCAACACUCGGGCGCCUAUCGGUGCCAGGGCACCAACCGGCUGGGCAGGGCCGAGUCACCCCCCAGAACUCUCACCAUCUACUACAGCCCGGAGACCAUCGGCAGGCGAGCGGCUGUGGGCAUCGGCUGCUCCAUGGCCCUCCUCAUCCUGACCAUCUGGGGGUUCAAGCUUCGGCAAAAAUGGAAGAGGAUCCGCAGCCAGCAGGGGGCUCAGGACAACUUCAGUGGUCAGAGCUUCUUUGUAAAGAACCCAAAGGUUCGAAGGCCCCCACUCCCUGAAGGCCCCCACUCCCUGGGCUGCUACAAUCCGGUGAUGGAGGAUGGCAUCAGCUAUGCAACCUUACGAUUUCCCGAGGUGGACACAUCAAUUGCAGGAGACACAGGGACAGCUGAACUGCAGAGACCUUCCCUCAGUGGCGAGGACACUGUCACUUACUCGGUGGUGCAGAAGCGCCGAGUGGCUGACUACGAGAAUGUGCCUCCAGACCUCCCAGAAGAUGAGGGCAUUCAUUACUCGGAGCUGGUGCGGUUUGGGAUGGGGGUGCGACCCCAGGCCCAGGAAGAUGUGGACUAUGUGACCCUCAAGCAGUGACCCUGGAGCAGCCGGGGUGGAGAUGCCCAGGGUGGCAGGUGUCAUGGAGGUCUCAAAGCUCCCCACACCACUGGACACUCAGCUGCUAAGUCACAGGGCCUCCUUCCAACACACACAUACACACACGCGCAUGCAUGCAUACACAUUCACACACACAACCCAUGUCUGUACACAGACACACUGUCACUGCAGGAAACCUUGUGCCUGGUGCGAAUCAGCUUUCCUUCUUAGCAUGGCUAGCCCAAGCCUUCUGGAAGGGCCUUCCUUGCUCUCCUUCCCACCUAGAAGCUCAUCUGGGCUGUCCACCUCCACUGCCUCCACCCAGCCAUGUGCUACAUCCACAGCCUCCUCUAACUCUAGCCCCAGAUGGCUGGGUCCCUGUAGGGGUCAGGGACUGGAGGGCAGUGUUUCCUGUCCUUCUGGUCCCUCCCCCAUCCCUGACAGCCCCACCGACUGAUAUCUUGCUCAUGGUUUGCCUCUUGGCUUUCUCCGGGAAAGGACAGAGUGAGGUGGAAGGAGGUGCUGUGCGAGCUGGCUUCUCCUGGGGACAUCUGCCUGCAAGCAAGCUGGGCCCCGCAUGGAGAGCGUUCGUCACAGCAGCCCCGGUGUGCAGGGGCCUGGCCUCUGAACUGACUUAGUGGUGUGGACGAACAUGGAAGCAAACGGGCACCAGCUCAAUAAAACCAGUGCAGACCCCACUCCCAAGAACCAGGGAGCCCUUUGCAGUUUGUGGUGUCAGAGUAGCACUGUGGCCCUCGCGGAGAAGGAAAAGCAGUUACAAGGAUUUUGUGAUCAAAUCAGCAGAUGGGAGGAGCUGGCCUUGUGGUACAGCAAGUUGAGCUGCCACUUGGGAUGCCUGCAUUCCAUACCAAGUGUUUGACCUCCAAUCGGGCUCCCUGCUAAUGAGCACUUUGGGAAGGAGUGCUCAAAUGCUUGGGUCCUGGUCCCUCACAGGGGAGACCGGGAUAGAAUUUCUGGCUAGUUACUGGCUCUGCUCAGGUCCACUCGUGACUGUUGUGGCAUUUGGAAAGUGAAUCCACAGAUUGGAAAUUUUCUCUCUCCUCUACCUUUCAAAUAAAUAUUUUCAAAAAGUCAGCAGACUGGAGAGUUCAGCAUCUUGCAGGAGCGCGCUGGCCUGCACUUUUCAUCAGCUUGCAUCUGUCUUUGGCUUAUUUCUUUGAGAGGUGAGAGAUGGACAGCAUGAGAGCCACGAGAGCCCCUAUCUGCUUUUAUUUGCAUUUCCUGAAAAAUACCAGUAAAGGAGAAACCGAGUCAUUGAAGUGAGCCACCAGGGGCUCAUGCCCCACAGCUGCCUGGGAACUCCAGGACCUGCAGCGCCUCACAGCGUGUCGGUAGCCCACUGUCAUCCACACCUGCCGUGUGCACUGAUUUAGAUCUGCCAGUCAGGGGCUUCCGGCUGCCCCUUCUUUGCCUCUCAGGUGUGCUGUCCACCUCUGCUUCACCUGCAGGAGGUGGGAGCUGUUCGUCAGAGGGCAAGCACGUGUGGUUAGCCAACCGCCAGGCACUGAGCACACCACUGCUGGCCCCUGGUAACUGCCCCCCAUGUAUCACUUCCUACCCUCCUCGCUUGCCUCUGCCCACUGCCAGGAUGGUCAUUUCUUAGCAUGAUGGCAGAGUUAGGCGCUGGCUUCCUCAUCAGCUCCCUUGCUGGAUUUCUUGUGCAUACCAUUAACUUUGCCAGAAGGUGAGAGCUGUUUCAGAAAGAGGGGCUGCAUU
Messenger RNA from Ochotona curzoniae (black-lipped pika), 4415 nucleotides. It is a transcript of the gene CD22, whose product is annotated as CD22 molecule. The transcript has 14 exons. The coding region runs from base 150 to 2678 and encodes 842 amino acids. NCBI's taxonomy places the organism in Eukaryota, Metazoa, Chordata, Mammalia, Lagomorpha, Ochotonidae. The record is from RefSeq and is a predicted model, not a curated record.